This is a messenger RNA of Ilyonectria robusta, 1752 nucleotides long. RefSeq names its product cytochrome b2. Bases 127 to 1653 code for a protein of 508 amino acids. The transcript has 5 exons. Gene Ontology annotation, molecular function: heme binding; oxidoreductase activity. The record is from RefSeq and is a predicted model, not a curated record. NCBI's taxonomy places the organism in Eukaryota, Fungi, Ascomycota, Sordariomycetes, Hypocreales, Nectriaceae.
AAUGGAUGUCUCUUUCUGUGUCUCUUUCUGAAAACUCGCCGGGCAAACGUGUCUGUCGUAGUAGCAGACGCCCAGUCCCUACCGCAUAUUUCAUACUGCCGCUACACGGAACCCUGCGUCUUCGCCAUGACCGAAAUGACAACCAAGGAGAGUCCAUUGAUAUCGCUGAAUGACCUCAACAAGCACAAGUCAAAGUCGGAUUGCUGGAUUGCCGUGCACUCAAAAGUCUGGGAUAUUACCAAUUUCGUCGACGAGCACCCAGGAGGACCAUCCGUCUUGCUAAAGUGCGCCGGUUCCGACGCCACGCAGUCCUUCGACGAAGCCCACGCCCCCGAUAUGCUCCAGGAAAUGCCCAAGGGCAGCUUCAUCGGCCUGCUCCAGGCACCGCCUCCCGGGACUUCCGUCGAAGCUGCUCAGGCUGCCCCGGCAAUCAUCACAGCAGCGCCAGUCGCACCGCCCGCGCCCCAGCCUGUGAUAACAAAAGAGGACAACUCGAUUCCCGACCUGGAGUCAAUUAUCGGCGCGCCAGACUUUGAGCUUGCGGCGUCAAAGGCACUGACUCCGAAAACAUGGGCGUUCUACUCGUCGGCGGCUACGGAUUUGGUCACACAUACCAGAAAUAAGGAGCUCGUGCGGAGGGUCAUGAUCCGGCCGCGGAUUCUACGAAAUGUCUUGAAUGUCGACUACCAAACGAGUAUUCUGGGAUACAAGACCAAGGCGCCCUUUUUCAUUUCUCCUACUGCCAUGGCAAGACUGGCGCACCCAGAUGGCGAGCUAGCCUUAGCUCGCGCUGCAGCUAAUGAAGGUAUUAUCCAAUGUAUCUCGAGCAACGCUUCCUAUACUCUCCGAUCCAUCAUCUCAGCCGCUCCUCCCGACCAGCCCUUCUUUUUCCAGCUUUACGUCAACUCAGACCGACAAAAGACCAUCGAGCUCCUAAAGACGGCCAAAGACCUCGGCGUGAAAGCCGUCUUCGUCACCGUCGAUGCCCCCGUGCCCGGCAAGCGAGAAGCCGACGAACGAGCUGCCCAAGCCGUCAAAAUCAAAUCAGCAAUAAGCGGAGGCGAGAGUAGCAAGGACAAGAAGGGGAGCGGGCUCGGUCGUUUGAUGGCCCAGUAUAUUGAUAAAUCCCUGUGCUGGGAGGAUCUAGCUUGGAUCCGCGACGCCUGUGGAGUUCCCAUUAUACUAAAGGGUGUGCAGACCGCUGAGGAUGUUAAAAAGGCAGUUAGCUACGGCGUGGAUGGUGUGCUCUUGGGUAAUCACGGCGGCCGAUCUUUGGAUGGGUCCCAAGCUAGUAUCCUCGUUCUACUAGAACUGAGAAAGGUAUGCCCGGAGGUGUUUAGCAGCCUGGAAGUUUACGUCGACGGUGGUUUCGAGAGAGGCUCCGACAUUCUCAAGGCCAUCGCCCUCGGAGCUACUGCCGUGGGCAUUGGCCGACCUUAUCUCUACUCUCUAGUCUACGGCCAAGAGGGCGCAGAGCAUCUCACUCAGAUACUUAAGGAUGAAAUCGAAACCUCGAUGCGACUCUGCGGCAUCACGAGCCUGGAAGAAGCGACGUCGAAGUUAGUUAAUACUCGAGAUAUAGACCACAUGGUUAUUUCCGACGACCAGGAAGUGGACGUUAUUGUGAAGAAGCCGCGAGCUUCAAAGCUAUAGAUGGAGAGGGGCUAAGUGUCAGGUGUGACUAAUAGCUGUAUUGCAUUUUUCGUUUAUGUAUAUGUUCAAAGCACGGGGUUGGCUGGAAGUACGAUAGCC